AAUCAUCUUGAAUGCGUUGGAGCAGAGUUACGGCAAACAUUUGUUUCUCGUGUGAAAGAGGCAGGUGUUUAUGUGAUAAAAAACCCCCAAAAAACAACUGACAUAUCAGCCGUAGAACAGCUCUCUCUUUUCUUGCGCUAUUACGAUUGCAAUGAGAAGACAAUUUGGGAAGACUCCGUUUGCUUCCUGGAUGUUUUAGACAAAGAAUAUGGUUCGAAUCCCGGCAAUCCCGGCGAAGUUGUUGUAAAGCAAGACUCCAUUCCCAUGACAAUGGAUAAUUUUCUGCAGAGAUGCGAAGAAGACAAUCACUGGGAAACUUACUGGAAAG
Paramuricea clavata is the source of this 328-nucleotide messenger RNA. Lineage: Eukaryota; Metazoa; Cnidaria; Anthozoa; Malacalcyonacea; Plexauridae. The record is from the annotation of a GenBank genome assembly.